GUAGCGCAAUUACAGGCGAAAAGUCUAAGAACAACUUUCAAAAAUGUUUUUUGGAAGUUUAUUAUUUCUUCUUUGUGUUAGUAAUUUACUUUUAGCAGAAUCAUGGAGAAAACCUGGCUGCCAUAGAAUGGGUCACACCAAAACGAUAAGCAUACCGGAUUGCGUCGAGUUUAAAAUAACAACCAAUGCAUGCAGCGGAUACUGUGAGUCUUGGUCGCUGCCCAGCAUCAUGCUGGGCUUCAAGCGACACCCUGUCACUUCCCUCGGACAGUGUUGUAAUAUAAUGGAAUCGGAAGACAUUCCUGUGAAAGUAUUAUGUUUGGAUGGAGAAAGAAAUCUAAUUUUCAAGUCUGCCGUUACUUGUGAUUGUUACCAUUGUCAAAAAGAGUAAAAAAUUAUGAACCUAUAGUUAGACAUCUACUUAAUACCUACCUACGAUGUACCAACCAACCAAUAAAAAACCAUGCAUUGCGCGUUGCUUACGCGUUUACAUCAUUAGGUAUUUACAACGAGAAUUGUUUACCAUUUUAUUUAGCUUAGGAAAAAUAAAUUAAUAGCUAACUUAAUUAUUAUUAUUCGAAAUCGCAUUAUUUAUUUAUAGUGUACCCCUAACAACAAAGUGUAACUUGCAUUUUUUGUACAAGAAUACCU
Molecule: messenger RNA, 651 nt
Organism: Maniola jurtina (meadow brown)
Lineage: Eukaryota; Metazoa; Arthropoda; Insecta; Lepidoptera; Nymphalidae
Gene: Gpa2
Product: thyrostimulin alpha-2 subunit
Exons: 3
Coding region: 44-391 (115 amino acids)
Biological process (GO): cell surface receptor signaling pathway
Molecular function (GO): hormone receptor binding
Source: RefSeq, a predicted model, not a curated record